This is a messenger RNA of Desarmillaria tabescens, 1248 nucleotides long. RefSeq names its product WD40-repeat-containing domain protein. Bases 1 to 1248 code for a protein of 415 amino acids. Lineage: Eukaryota; Fungi; Basidiomycota; Agaricomycetes; Agaricales; Physalacriaceae. Gene Ontology annotation, molecular function: protein-macromolecule adaptor activity; protein binding. The record is from RefSeq and is a predicted model, not a curated record. Gene Ontology annotation, cellular component: nucleus. The transcript is spliced from 4 exons. Gene Ontology annotation, biological process: proteasome-mediated ubiquitin-dependent protein catabolic process.
AUGCCCACCACACGAGGUCAGGUUUUCAAUAAGAGCUCACGAAUUGGCUGCUCACUUACACUAGGAUUGUCCCGACUCAUUCUCCAGUCCUUCAUUUCGUCCAUAGAACAGGAUACCCAUGGUCCUAUCGGCCAUCCUGAAUGCUGCGCCUAUCAACGUGCUGCGAAACAAGGACGGUCUUCCAUCCUCGCCAUAGGCACUCGACUGGGAUCUGUCCACGUAUUUGAUACCUCCCGUCCACGGACAGACGGAUAUCGAGGUUCGUCUCGGCUACUCGCAAGCACCGACACAAAUUCCAACCUAGUCGUGGACCUCCAAUGGAACACCAGCGAUAGCCUCCUGGCGGCAGCAUGUGCUGAUCCGUACUAUGCCAUCGUACUUCUCGAUCCCGAGACAGGCACUGUGUCAUGCACUUUGACAGGACACACGCUUUCUGCCAAAGCGGUAGCCUGGAGCCCCGUUCACCCGAUGCUAUUGAUGACGGGGGGACGAGACGGAACGAUACGCCUGUGGGAUAUUCGAUGUAGAGAAAGAACGUGGGAGAGUGAAUCCGUAUCGCCCAUCACCAGUAUCGUCGGUGCCCACGAACAAUGGGACCACUCAGACCGAAGGACGCUGCAGCAUGUUCUGGGUCCCUGUCACAAAACAAUAACCAGUCUCACCUACGAUUGUUAUGACGAUUAUCAUCUUAUUAGUGGAGGAUCAUUCAAUGGGUGCUUUAAUGUAAUGUACAACAUCCUUCAACGAUGGAACACGCGGUUUUUAUCUGAUGACUAUUCCCGAUCACCAGCCCGACCUAUCUUAUCAUCUUGCCACGAUCCUACCACCAUCUCUAACAGGAAGCAUCCUCGAGGCGUAGUCUCCCUUUGCCAAGGGAUAAACGGAACCUCCACGGUAAUCUUCACACUUAGCAUGGACUCGAGCAUUCACACAUACUCCCGACUGGAUUUACAACCCAUAGGCACACCCUACAAACAUCCCGCAAUGCUCACGAAUUCUUUUGGCGCGGGGCUGGCAUUGUCACCUUGCGGACGUUGGAUUGCUUGUAGCUCAGUCUCUGCAGAGGCAAGAGUUUACUUAUUUGAUGUCCAAAAUGUUACUCGCAUGUGGGAGAUGAAUGAUAGGGGUGUGGAGUUGCGAGGAGUGUUUGGGAGGGCUGGGAAACUGGACUGGGGCGAGAUGGAAUUAGCAGUAAAUAACCACUCUGGGGCAGUUUCAAUCUGGCGACCAAGUCCCGCGGUUUAUUGA